ACAGUGAAACGAUUCCACCAUCGCCAGAUGGUUCACAGACGAAACAUUCGCCGUCUGUUUACGGCCUGUCUGUAUCUGACAGUGUUCAGCAUAUCUUGCCUGUUAUACAGGAUCUUCCUGAUGAACGAAUCGUUGGAGCAGGAAGUCACACACAACAUACGAUCGCGAUCGGUUGUUCCUCCCGGAGAUUUGGGAACUCCUGUACAGAUCGAUCUGAAAGACAAUGCUACUAUCGCGAUGGUACAGCAAGGUUUGAAAACGUUCGGAUACAACGCGUACGCUUCAGAUCUGAUGUCGCUCCGGAGACGCUUGCCGGAUGUACGAGCAGCCUGGUGUCGGGAACAGGAUAUCGUCAGCUCACGCUUACCACCGACAUCGAUCGUAAUUGUGUUCUACAAUGAGGCCUGGUCUGUGCUGAUUCGAACGGUUCACUCCAUCCUGGAUCGUACACCGGAUCAUUUAAUCCACGAAUUAGUACUGGUGGACGAUUACUCCACUGCAGCUUAUUUGAAAACACGUUUAGAUGAUUAUGUAGACCGCUUUCCGAAGGUACGUAUAGUGCGAGCACCCAAACGACUGGGACUAAUUGGUGCGAAGGUGUUUGGUGCCAAGACGACGACCGCCAGUAUGAUCACCUUCCUAGAUGCGCACGUUGAGUGUACUGAGGGCUGGCUUGAGCCGCUUCUUGAUGUGAUUGCGAGAAAUGCCACCACUAUCGCCAUGCCAACGAUAGAUCAGAUCGACGGAUUCACCAUGCAGUUGAAGACGGAUUUCGCCCCACAGCUGGUCGGUGCCUACCGGUGGGAUCUUAACUUCGGUUGGUGGGGUAGAGCGGCAAUGAAGAAGCGCUAUCCCAACCCGUACGUGCCGUUCGAUACACCCGCCAUGGCCGGGGGACUGUUUGCGAUCGAUCGGGCGUUCUUCGAGCGGCUCGGCUGGUAUGACGAUGGGUUCGAGAUGUACGGGAUCGAGAACAUCGAGCUGUCGAUGAAGAGCUGGAUGUGUGGUGGCCGCAUGGUGAUUGUGCCUUGCUCGCGGGUUGCACACAUACGCAAGCAAAGCCAUCCGUACUUGGACAGCGCUGGAAAGGAUGUGAUCAUGAAGAACUCGUUGCGGCUCGCUGAGGUGUGGAUGGAUGAGUACAAGCAGGUAUUGUACGAUGUGUACGGCAUUCCUCGCUACUUCCCGCGCUACUUUGGAUCUGUCGAUGGACGAAAAGCCGUACGUGCUGGUGCCGGUUGUGGAAGCUUUCGCGAUUACGUGCGCAAUGCUUUCCCGGAAAUGAUGAACCCACUCGUACCGGGUGCGUUCCGGGGCGAGGUACACAAUGCUGCACAUUCAGGGCGAUAUUGUCUGACGCACCAUUGGAGCAAUCAUUCGCUAUCGAUGGCAGUGUGUGAUAAACGGGAGAAACAACAGUACUGGACACACAACUUCUACCACGAGCUCAACAACUACUCGCGAUGUAUCGAAAUAAUCGCUUCGAAAGGAUAUCGGUUCGUGGUGAGAAGAUGCCAUCGCGACGAGAAGACACGCACCCAACGGUGGCAGUAUGUGGUGGCGAGUGGUCAAAUUAAAAGUGAAAUUGUUAACCAGUGUCUUGCGGUAAGGAAGGGAGAGAGUGCGAUAACAUUAGAACGUUGUAAUUCAUCGGAACUCCGUCAGAAAUGGUUGGUGAAGUUUGUAGAGCUAGAUGUUUCUAUCUUUCGGUAUUAUUAGCACUCAAAA
This is a messenger RNA of Anopheles arabiensis, 1728 nucleotides long. RefSeq names its product putative polypeptide N-acetylgalactosaminyltransferase 9. The record is from RefSeq and is a predicted model, not a curated record. Gene Ontology annotation, cellular component: Golgi apparatus. The transcript has 3 exons. NCBI's taxonomy places the organism in Eukaryota, Metazoa, Arthropoda, Insecta, Diptera, Culicidae. The coding region runs from base 28 to 1719 and encodes 563 amino acids.